Molecule: messenger RNA, 1371 nt
Organism: Leucoraja erinaceus (little skate)
Lineage: Eukaryota; Metazoa; Chordata; Chondrichthyes; Rajiformes; Rajidae
Product: ribonuclease P protein subunit p25-like protein
Exons: 1
Coding region: 669-1289 (206 amino acids)
Biological process (GO): tRNA 5'-leader removal
Cellular component (GO): ribonuclease MRP complex
Molecular function (GO): RNA binding
Source: RefSeq, a predicted model, not a curated record
AACAGCGAUUGAUUCGCAGUUCCUUGCCUCUGCGCUGUGGGGAGAGAGUGAGAGAGAGCGAGAGCGAGAGAGAGAGAGAUACGCAAGCAGAGCCCACGACCAAACCAGAGGAGAGGAGCGACUCGGAGCAAGAGGCCGGGAGAGGCAACACUCCCUGUGUCCCUGGAGUGAGGCCGGGGAGUCCAGCAUGGUCAAGGCUCGCCGGACGAGUGCCAAGGGGUAGACAGACAGACAGAGAGAGACCAGAGGCGAGACGAGGAUAAAUCUGCAGGGUUAAAGGAGGCUGCGCCCAUUCCCAAAUGUGUUCAAUCAAUUCUUGCAAAACUUCAUCGCAUGGGCACGUCGGCGAGGAGAGAGACGGGGGCCCUUUGUGAAGACCCCUGAAGGGAGGGGAGGAGGAGGUAGUGUAUUUUUUUGUCCCGGGAAGGGAGGGGAGGGGGUAAAGAUUUGGUGGGACUAUGCCAGUCUGAAGAAGGGUCUCUCUGACCCGUUCCUUCUCUCCAGAGAUGCUGCUGCCUGUCCCACUGUGUUAGCCAGUCGCCCGUUCCUUCUCUCCAGAGAUGCUGCUGCCUGUGCCACUGAGCUAACAACUCCAGCUCGGUGCGUGUGCCUGGCGUCUGCAGUUCGGUUCUCUCUCCCCCAUCUACACUCCACACACACACACACACAUGGACAACUACGCCAAGGUCCGCGGGAGUGAGGAGGAGAGCCAGCUGCCCUUCCACGACCUGCCCCUCAACGUGGUGGAGAUGAGGGUGAAGGAAGGCAGCAAGAUCAGGAACCUGAUGGGCUUCGCCAUCGGCAGGAUGGAGCUGCUCGCCACCCGCCAGAUAGUCUUCACCGGCUCGGGCCGAGCGGUCACCAAGACUAUCACCUGCGUGGAGAUCAUGAAACGGCGGAUCGCUGGGCUUCACCAGAUCACCAGACUGCGCUACAAGAGCCUGCGGGAGACGUGGAGGCGGCAGCACUUACAAGAUGCUCAAGAUGCUGAUGCUGCUGCCCACAACUUCACUCUGCUGAAAAACGUCCCCUCCAUCUGUAUCCUCUUGUCCAAGGAGCCCCUGGACCCGAGUGACAGCGGCUACCAGGCCCCCGACUCCGGCCACGGCCUCUGGCCCGGACACCCAGAUGGACAGGGGGGCGAGGAGGGGUCCACCUCGGCUGCUAGAGGCACCAAGCGCCCACUCUGCUGCGGGCAGGCGCACGGAAUGGUGGCGAAAGUCACCAGGGAAGAACAUCCGAUGGACCCAGCUUGUAACUACACUGACCCACGGAACUGCCAGCAGUAACUCGCUGUAAGCAUCACAUCACUGUGUCAAAUAAUAGAACUUUAUACAAGUCUGUGAACAUUAAACACACAAAUAUGCAAUA